This is a messenger RNA of Meloidogyne enterolobii, 406 nucleotides long. The record is from the annotation of a GenBank genome assembly. Lineage: Eukaryota; Metazoa; Nematoda; Chromadorea; Rhabditida; Meloidogynidae.
UUUUAAAAUGAGCACACAAGAUUUAUCUAAAGAACGUGUUUGUCCAAUUUGUCUCCAUCAUUGGAACGAUCCAACUGUUUUGGAUAAUUGUAACCAUAUAUUUUGUUUUGAUUGUAUAAUUGAAUGGACUAGACUUAAACCUGUUUGUCCAUUGUGUAAGUGUUCUUUGGAAUUGUUAAAACAUCGUUUAUGGGUCAACGAUGCUGUUUUGCCAAAUUGGGAGUCUGAAGGGCAAAUCGAAAAUAUAAUGGAAUUGCGAAGUGAAUAUGAAUUGGAACGUUUAAUGGAAAAAUCUGCACGUCAACCAGAACAUGAGAGACAAGCAGUUAUUCAUUUGGUUAAACAUAUGCUUGGAGAGUUGUAUACUUUGCGAAAUAUGUCGAUUACUACUUAUGCGAGCAACUAA